AUGGGCGUUAUUUUAGAGAAUGGAUUGAAUGAAGGUGUGGGUAUUUGGGGAGCUCCAACAUCCACCUUAGAUUGGUGUGAAGAAAAUUAUAUCGUCUGCAAAUAUAUGGCUGAAUUUUGGAAUACCAUUAGCAAUAUCUUUACCAUCGUUUUACCCAUGAUGGGUUACGCUAUGGAUUGGUCGUCACCGUUAGAAGUACACUUUCGUUUGCAAUAUGUCGCUUUAAUCGUUGUUGGCAUUGGUUCUUGGUGUUUCCAUGGUACACUCUUGUAUCAAUUGCAAUUAUUAGAUGAAUUACCCAUGAUUUAUGGCUCUGCAAUCAUGUUAUAUGCCCUAUUUCAAGUGCCAUCACAACCUAAAAAGCAUAACAUUCUAUCCUCGCUAUUUUUAACCACCUAUUCAGCUUGGACGACAUACAUUUAUUUAACUGGGAAAAAUCCAAACUUUUUCUUUGUCUGUUAUGGAUUUUUGGUCUUUUUAAUUAUUGUUCAAACGGCCCUCAUCAAUUCUAGAAUGCAUCAUCUCAAUGCGGACGAUAGCUUAUUUCGAGCGGCUAUAUUCCUCUUUUUGUCUGGCUUUGCUCUAUGGUUAAUUGAUUUUCAUUUUUGCCCUGUCUUGAGGGCUAUCCGAGCUCGAUUACCCUAUCCAAUCAGUGAGAUUUUUCAAUUACAUGCAUGGUGGCAUCUUGGAUCAGGUAUUGGUACCUAUCUUUAUAUUCUACACACAAAUCGUCUUCGAUUACUCUAUCUUGGCUAUGAUAGUCAUCUAACUUACAAGUUUGCUCUGCCGUAUAUACAGCAUUCUCGGUCAAAACAAGAUCACAAACAUCAAUAG
Messenger RNA from Trichoplax adhaerens, 834 nucleotides. RefSeq lists its product as uncharacterized. Gene Ontology annotation, cellular component: endoplasmic reticulum membrane. The coding region runs from base 1 to 834 and encodes 277 amino acids. The transcript has a single exon. NCBI's taxonomy places the organism in Eukaryota, Metazoa, Placozoa, Uniplacotomia, Trichoplacea, Trichoplacidae. The record is from RefSeq and is a predicted model, not a curated record. Gene Ontology annotation, biological process: ceramide metabolic process; phytosphingosine biosynthetic process.